Molecule: messenger RNA, 189 nt
Organism: Melampsora larici-populina 98AG31
Lineage: Eukaryota; Fungi; Basidiomycota; Pucciniomycetes; Pucciniales; Melampsoraceae
Exons: 1
Coding region: 1-189 (62 amino acids)
Source: RefSeq, a predicted model, not a curated record
AUGGAUCAGAUCCAUUUAUUUAUUGGUAUUGAUUAUUCAAAUGAAGUAUUUAAAAAAGAACCUGAGAAAUAUUUAAAACUUUGGAGCAAGAUUGGAACGACCCUAAAAGUAGGAGCAGUAGAAGAUAUGUCAAAUAAAGGGUUUCGAGGAAAACUUAUCUUUGGUAUUUCUGGAUUUCUUAGGAAUUGA